Salpingoeca rosetta is the source of this 1797-nucleotide messenger RNA. RefSeq lists its product as uncharacterized. The record is from RefSeq and is a predicted model, not a curated record. NCBI's taxonomy places the organism in Eukaryota, Choanoflagellata, Craspedida, Salpingoecidae. Gene Ontology annotation, molecular function: threonine deaminase activity; L-serine ammonia-lyase activity. Bases 183 to 1646 code for a protein of 487 amino acids. Gene Ontology annotation, biological process: L-serine catabolic process; L-threonine catabolic process. The transcript is spliced from 8 exons.
GGUGGCCUUUCCCACAACAACGCAGCAAGCGCGAUCCACACACAAUCCACGACCACCUUCGCCUGCCUCGCAUCAGUAUCCCCACACGCUCUCUUCACACCCUCUUCACUCUCUCUUCACUCAUAGAAGCACACGCUCGCGUUCUCUCUCCUUCUCUGCACACACACAUACACACAAAGGCCAUGAGCAGCAACGGCACGACGUCAGCCAAAGAAAGCCCUGCAAAGGGCAAAGCAUCGGCUCUGCCAAGGGCAAACGGCGGCAGGACGAACGAUGUGCGCGAUGCCCACGCUCGCCACCGCGAACGCGCAUCGAGCGAGGGCCCACUGGAAUACCCCAUCAUCGACGCCACGCCAGCGGAGGAGCAGGCCAGCGUGGCCAGGAGCACUCACGCAAGCGUCUCCCACGAAGAAGUCUCCUUUGAGGACGUCAGCCGCGCCAAGUAUCGCAUUAUGGAUGGCGUACAGGUGACAGCGUGCGAGCUGAGCCACAACCUUUCGGCGAUGACGGAGAUGGAGCUGUACUUCAAGCGCGAGUAUCAGCUGCGCACGGGCAGCUUCAAGGAGCGCGGCGCCCGCAACGCCCUCAAACUCCUCUCGGCCGCGCAGCGGGAGAAAGGGGUCAUCGCUGCGUCGGCCGGCAACCACGCGCUGGGCCUGGCAUACCACGGGCAGGACCUGGGCAUCCCCGUGACGCUGGUCAUGCCCGUGUUUGCGCCGCUCACCAAAGUGGAGAACUGCCGGUCCUUUGGCGCAAACGUGAUCAUCUCUGGCGCGCACAUUGGAGAGUCCAUGGUCGUGGCAAAGGAGAUAGCAGAGAAGCAAGGGCUGCAGUACAUCAACGGUUACAACGACGCGGCCAUCAUUGCCGGUCAGGGUACGGCUGGCCUGGAGAUUCUGGAGCAGGUGCCCGAUGUAGACGCCAUCAUUGUUCCCGUUGGCGGUGGUGGUCUCAUUGCUGGCGUCUCUCUCGCCGUCAAGACCAUCCAGAAGAACGUGCAGAUCAUUGGUGUGGAAUCUGUGGCCUGCCCCAGCUUCUCGGAGGCCAUGAAGGCCGGUCACCCCGUCCCCGUCGAGGUGACGUCGACACUGGCUGAUGGUCUGGCUGUGCCGACUGUUGGCGCCACCGCCUUCCACGUCGCCCGCAGCCGCGUAAACAAGAUGAUCCAAGUCAGGGAGAAGGAUGUUGCCAUUGCUGUCCUCCGUCUUCUCGAGAUGGAAAAAGCGAUUGUUGAGGGUUCUGGCGCCUGUGGCCUCGCUGCUCUCCUUGCAAACUACCUCCCAGAACUCAAGGGGAAAAAGGUGGUGUGCCUGCUGUGCGGCGGCAAUAUCGACCUGCCUGUGAUUGGGCGCGUCAUUGAACGCGGUCUCGCUGCCGAUGGCCGUCUCGUUCGCUUCGUCGUCUCCGUCUCAGACAGGCCGGGUGGCAUUGCCCAGCUGACCACGCUCAUUGCACGCGUUGGCGCGAGUGUGAAGGACAUCCACCACGAGCGCGCGUGGCAGGAGAGCGACGUGAUGUCGGUGCAGAUCAAGUGCGUUGUGGAGACGCGAUCACGGGCACACGCCGAGGAGCUACGCCAGGCCCUCGUCGAAGCCGGCUACCCCCUCAAAUGGGGACUUGAUCCAAACCCGCCAGUGAUCCUUUGAACGCCAUUCGGUGCCUUUGCGACACACACACACACACACACACUCUCUCUCUCUCUCUCUCUCUCUCUCUCACACACACACACACACUCACACACACACACACACUCACUCACACUCACACGCACACCACGGUGCUGAAUGUUGUAUAAAG